Panonychus citri (citrus red mite) is the source of this 3165-nucleotide messenger RNA. Its product is annotated as ABC transporter G family member 23-like. Lineage: Eukaryota; Metazoa; Arthropoda; Arachnida; Trombidiformes; Tetranychidae. The transcript has a single exon. Gene Ontology annotation, molecular function: ATP binding; ATP hydrolysis activity; ABC-type transporter activity. The record is from RefSeq and is a predicted model, not a curated record. The coding region runs from base 411 to 2603 and encodes 730 amino acids. Gene Ontology annotation, cellular component: membrane.
CCGAGAAAGAACGAAUCUUGUAUUGGCGUGAGCACUUAUUCCCUAGUAUCUUAAUUUGGAAAGAAUACAAACUUUUAAUUGUUAUCGGAAGAAUAAACUGUUAUCAGGAAGAUGAGGAAAUGAUGAUGAAGAUGAUGAGGUGAGAUAAGGUAAGAAGUUUUCAAUACGGUUAUCUUCAUCUUCAUCUUCAUCUUUCUUUUUCUUUUCUUAUUACUUUAAAGACUUCACGGUGGAGAUGCUUCUCUCUCAUACUCUCUCCCUAUCUCCCUCGGCCUGAAAUCAUUUCAAGGUUUACCAUUAUUUAAGAUAAUCAUCAUCCUCAUCUCCAUCAGAUUGUCCCUUAGGCGCAAUCAAAAAACUUUACUUUUCUGAUUCAUUUGAAAUUAAGUCUUGAUCUAAGAAAGGUGAAAAUGUCAACAAUAACAUUAACAACAAGUGCAUUAUCAACUCAUUCAAAAACAAUGUCAGCUAAUUUAACUAAUUGUGGUGUUUCAAAGUUACCGUUCAAAAGUGUUUCUCCUCUCGCAGUUUCAAUUAGAGAUGUUAAUUAUCAAACCAAUCAAAGUGAUCCUAUUUUGUUCAAUGUUAAUCUUUCAAUACCUUCAUCCACAAUCUAUGGGCUCUUAGGGCCAAGUGGCUGUGGCAAGACAACGUUGUUGCGAUCAAUUUUGGGCUAUUUAGAACCAACUUCGGGAACAAUUAAAUUAUUCGGUUACUCUGUUGCUAAUUGUAAGAAAUUGAUCUCAAUUCCUGGUUCCAAUGUUGGUUAUAUGCCCCAAGAAGAUGCACUUUAUGAUUUCAUGACAAUCAGUCAAUUGUUUCGAUACUUUGGUCGAAUCUAUCAAAUGAAUUCAUCAAAAUUGAAUCAACGAAUUCGUGAACUUAUUGAUAUCCUCGAAUUACCUGAUGCCAACCAAAGGAUAAGUUCAUUAUCAGGUGGGCAAAGACGCCGAGUCUCAUUUGGCUGUGCUCUGGUUCAUUCGCCGUGUUUAAUGAUUCUCGAUGAACCAACAUCAGGAGUUGAUCCAGUUCUCCGGGAAAAGAUCUGGAAACUCUUACAGUUAUUAUCUUCCACUCAAGGUACAACUAUAAUCAUCACGACUCAUUACAUUGAAGAGGCUCGAAGAUCAAAUAAUGUCGGUUUCAUGAGGAAAGGCUCCGUUUUACUCCAAGAUAAUCCUGAGCAAUUAAUGAACAAGAUGCAAGUGAACAAUUUAGAAGACGUUUUUCUAAAAAUUUGUCUCAAUCCCGAUGAAUAUACCAACGGCCAAUAUGGUAACAAUUUAAUUUUAUCAGCAAACGAAACUAACUCAUUAACUUCAGUGGCUUCAGGUGAAAAUGUCAACUCAACUAAAUCAACAUUUAAAUCACUAAUCAUCUCAAUGAAAACCUGGUUAACAAUUUAUUUUGCUUUAGUGAUUCGGUUCAUUAAUCAUGAAGCUCUUGAUCCAUUCACCCUUGCAUUUCAAUACUUUAUCCCGUUAAGUCAAAUAUGUUUGCUCUGUAUUUGUAUCGGUAAUCAACCUCAUCAUGUUCCCAUGGCAGUGGUCAAUCGUGACGACUGGUCAAACAGUUUAUCAACAAUUUAUCUCUCAAUGUUGAAUGAAACAACUUUGGACAUCAAUUUGUACAAUGAUUUCGAGGAAGCCUUUGAUUCAGCUUAUUCAUUAUCUAAUUGGGGUGUGAUUGAAUUUCCAACCAAUUUUUCCCAAUCAUUUAUUGAUCGAUUUACUUCAAUGGAGGUUAAUAAUCAAGAUAUAAUCAAACAAUCAACAAUAACCUUUCAUGCUGAUUUCACUGAUCCGAUUGUUGCAAUUUCAUUGGUUCGACGAUUAAGAAAAUCAUUAACUCACUUGGUUAAUGUAAUGAUCUCUCUCUCUUUACCUGAUAUUUUGAAUCUUAAAUUUUCAUCUUUCAUCGCUAAUCCCCCAGUUCAGAUAAAAGAAGCGAUAAAAUCUUCCCUUAAUUUUAAUGAUCGCUAUGAGAGAGCUGAAUUAUCUGGUCAUCUUGAUUUUAUCGCCCCUGGAAUGAUAAUCAGCAUCACGUUUGCUGUUUCUUACGCAACUGUAGCAUUUAACUUAAUCACCGAACGAACCAAUCAAACCUUUGAACGUAAUUUAGUUGCAGGGGUCAGUUCAACUCAAUUCUUGUUCGCUCUCUCACUGGCCAGAACUUUAUUCAUGAUUCCAUAUUUUUUCUUGGUCACUUUCUUACCGAUCAAAUUGUUCCAUAUUCCAACAAAUUUGAGUUCAGUUCUCCAUUCAGUUCCUCUUCUCAUGGCCAUGAACAUCUCAGGUAUUACCUAUGGGAUGUUUCUCUCCGUUGUCUGUGAUAGACUUGAAUCUUGUGUCAUGGUCGCUGCAGCUUCUUUGUUCAUCAUUAUCUCAGUCUCAUCAAUCUUCUGGCCUUUCCAAGCGAUUCCAGCUUAUUUCAAAUGGAUCUCAGCAAUUAUCCCAACCACUUCAGCUUCGGCAACAAUCAGGAAAAUAUUUUAUUCCCAUUUAACUUUCAAUGACUAUGAUGCACUUCACACUUACGCUAUUGUUACUUGCUGGGCAAUUGUAUUCUCUAUCAUUGGUUCAAGAUACUUUAGAAUCAAGUGAUUUAAUAACAAUUAACUCAGGUAACACAAUCGAUUGAUUCAGAAAAAUAUUCUGUCUGUUACAUCUUUUCAUGUAACAUCUUAGAUCAUCUCUAUCAUUGAGUUACAUGUAUUCCAAGGUCAUCAUUACCUGAAAACAGUAAUUAACUUAAUUGUUAAAUAGAAAAUUAAGUAACAAUUUGUCUAAAAUCGGAAAGUUUCCAUUAACUAGUCAAUAGAAAUCGUACCUUGAAUUGAUUUGAUUACUUCGAUGCUCCUUAAGAAAAAUUUUCCAUUGUCUCUUUGAUUAAUUUCAGUUAAUUACUCUCAAGGUUCUGUUUUGAUUUAAUUGCCUCAACUUUCAUAAUUGUGCAAAACUGCGAUCAAUUUGAUCGUAAUUAAGUCUCACCAGCUAAGAAGUAAUGAUAAUUUUAAUUGUCUCUCCCGCUCAUUUUGCUAUUAUUAAUUUUAAUGAAAAACAUUGUAAUUAUUUAUUUUAUCGUCUAACAAUUACUAAAUUGUUACUGUCUGAUUGUAUCAGUUAUGAGAAAGAAAAUUAAAUUAUCAUUAAACUUCAAUUGUAA